Suillus paluster is the source of this 1522-nucleotide messenger RNA. Its product is annotated as ribose-5-phosphate isomerase. The transcript has 10 exons. Lineage: Eukaryota; Fungi; Basidiomycota; Agaricomycetes; Boletales; Suillaceae. Gene Ontology annotation, molecular function: ribose-5-phosphate isomerase activity. Gene Ontology annotation, biological process: D-ribose metabolic process; pentose-phosphate shunt, non-oxidative branch. Bases 450 to 1247 code for a protein of 265 amino acids. Gene Ontology annotation, cellular component: intracellular membrane-bounded organelle. The record is from RefSeq and is a predicted model, not a curated record.
GUGAUACGCGUGAGUAAUAGUGUCCGGGAAUAUGAGGGUUGUGAUCGAGCACUGCAUACAUGCUCUUAUAUCUAUGCCACUUUCAUAAGUAUCUAUGCGGCCCCUCGCGCGCUGCAUCAUUUCGGAUACAAGCUUUAUAUUCGUCCGCCACCAUCGCCCAUUCUCUUCAGCAAAAACACACUUACCAUCCGCACAGGCUCUGUGAGUGGUUGAUUUGCUGUGCGCUUUAGACCCGCAAGCUAGUCUCCGCCGACGCCAGUGCUUCCCAGAGAGUCGGUCAAGGUCAAGACGUUUUGAAUGAACGAUUUGGGACUAGCUUGGCGUUUGGCAUCAUAUUUUGCUGCACCGAUUCGCUUCCCGGAACCGCGGCCUUUCAUCCAUUAAAACCAAGCUGACAUAGUUCGGUGUCUCCAGAUUCCAGAAUAACCCCCGUCCCGCAACCUGUCAUCAUGCCGGUAUCGACUGGAGCCGUUCCGAUCAGUACUAUCCCUCUCACUGCCAUUGAGCAGUCCAAGCGAUUAGCAGCAUACACUGCUGUGGAUAAACACAUUCUCCCAGAACAUAAGGUUAUCGGAAUAGGAUCUGGAUCUACUGUGCCGUAUGUUGUGGAACGAAUCGUCGCACAGGGGCGUGAGCUCAACAAGGACCGCGUGUUUAUUCCGACUGGAUUCCAGUCGAAGGAGCUGAUCGUCAUGUCGAAUCUCAACCUGGGCGAUAUUGAUCAAUUUCCUACUAUUGAUGUCACUAUAGACGGUGCUGACGAAGUCGAUCCCGAACUCAAUUGUAUUAAAGGUGGCGGAGCCUGCCACUUGCGGGAAAAGGUGCUCGCGGAGGCUGCGAAUACAUUCAUUGUGGUAGCCGACUAUCGCAAAAACACGGAAUACCUUGGGACGAACUUCACUUCUGGUGUUCCAAUUGAAGUCGUACCAUUCGCAUACGCCCAAGUUUUGCGCAAAUUACACCAUGUUCUAGGUUCACCCAACGCUACACUGCGCAUGGCGAAGGCUAAAGCCGGUCCUGUGGUGACGGACAAUGGCAAUUUCGUCAUUGAUGCACCGUUCCCCAGAGAGAUUAUGAUGAACCCUUUAACUAUUCUGGCAAAAAUCAAAAUGCUCACAGGUAUCGUAGAAGUCGGUCUGUUCUGCGAUAUGGCUCAAGCCGCGUACUUUGGUAACGAGGAUGGCAGCGUGACCGUGAAGAGCAAGAUAGAGUCCAAGGUUGUCGAGGAAUCAAUCCUUCCUUCUUGAUGGCGACGGAUCUAUCUUACACAAGCAUUACCAUGAUGCUCUUGCACACAAGCUCGAGAGAUGAAUUAAGUGCCUCUCAUACCAGUCGGCAUUGAGUCAACGAGGUCCCAUGCUCUCCCCCAGUACCAGGAUUAGAUCAUGCAGUAGGUGUACAUAUGUUAACGCAGCGAGUCAGCGACGAGAUGGCUCUUACUUGUGUUCCACCCGCCAACUGGAUCCCUCGAGACUGGCAAGCACGAGCGGACAUAUAUUCCGUGUUAAAUUACAUCUCUGCA